This is a messenger RNA of Heterobilharzia americana, 822 nucleotides long. Lineage: Eukaryota; Metazoa; Platyhelminthes; Trematoda; Strigeidida; Schistosomatidae. The record is from the annotation of a GenBank genome assembly.
AUGGAGUCGGGGUCUGCUGUUCAUAUUCAUCCUGUCGUGUUGGCAUCUAUUGUAGAUGCGUAUGAAAGACGUAUGGAAGAGUCUGAACGCGUUAUUGGCACUCUUCUUGGAACGUGGGGAAAGGGGAUAAUUGAAGUCACUAACUGUUUCAGUGUUCCACAUAAAGAGUCCGAAACUGAAGUAUCCAUGGACUUCGAAUUCGGGAAAAGCAUGGCCGCAUUAGAACGUAAAGUUAACCGCAACCAUAGCAUCGUCGGAUGGUACGCAACAGGAAACGAAAUCACAGAGCAUUAUAAGUUAAUCCAUCAGGAAUAUUACAUGCAACAGUCGAAAAAUGCAAUAUUUUUGCUGGUGGAUACGAAUAUGACUUUCGGUGACAAAAUGGCUCUUAAGGCUUAUCUAUGCAGGCAGAUGGGCAUUCCAGGCGGAAUACGAGGAUUUAUCUUCGUACCAGUUGAGGUUGAAGUUGAGUGUUAUGGAGCAGAGAGAUGUGCUGUUGAGAUGAUGGUUUCUUCUGUCGACCCUAGAAGUAAAUUACAGCCGGAACUCGGAGAUGAUAUGGUCUAUCUGUGCCAACUCUCACAACAUCUGCUUACAAUGUUGGAUCAAGUUAUUCGAUACGUUGAGAAUGUUAUCGAUGAGAAAUGUCCAGCUGAUCCGAAAAUUGGACGAUCUAUUGCUCAGUUAAUUUUUUCAAUCCCGAAGCUAGACCCUGAUCAUUUGGAGCAAUUGAUCAAUUCGAGUUAUAAAGAUUUACUAAUGGUCACUUAUCUCACAAAUCUUAUCCGAACUCAUUUGAAGAUUUUAAAUUUAUCCCAAUGA